AUGAGCGCCGCUGUUUUGCAUUCUCGUCCGGUUACCCCCCAUCGAACCCCCACGCCUAUGGGUCGCAAAGGCACACCGGCGCCGUCGGCCCCGCCUUGCGCCAUCCUGCCGCUGCCCGGCUCAAACAAUUCCUUCGUCAAGGGCAUCCCCGGUCUCACCCCCAUCACCGUCGAGGGCACCAUCCUCAUCCCGCCGUCCCAGACCCUCAUCACCUCCGUCACCGUCUGCUUCCACGGAGUCACCCACAUUGCCAUCCAGAAGCGCAAGCUCAACAAAGACGUCUACAUCUACGAUAAGGACUCGAUCGUUCACAUCAACAAGGUCGCCGUCCUGGUCGACUCGCCCAGCAGCGACCAGCCCGUCGACAGCUCGUCCGUCGCCACCAGCAGCGUCAUGCAGCCCAUUCGCGCCCCGACAACCCCCGUCCGCAUUCCCUUCAAGUUCUCCAUCUCGGCCCGUCGCGCAGCCAAAUUGCCGGCCUCGGCCAAUGCCAACAAGGGCCCCGACAGCGUCGCUUCGACCGUCUACUACAUCGAAGCCACCGUCGUCGAGGAGGAGAUCUCGUCGACCCAGCAGCUUGCCGCCGCCUUCUUGACCACUGGCACCACUGCCAAGCCCAGCCACUCGACCUACCGCACCACACAGGUGCCCUUCCACUUUUACACCUACAACCCGCUCUAUUAUCCUCAACUGCUGCUGAGGGAAUCCUCGGCCCACACCGAGUCGCUGAAGGACUGGUACUCUCUCGACAUCGACAAGACUGUCCUGGCCUCGGGUGACACGAUCCGCUUCAAGUUCCGGCUUUUCGAAGACAUUGGCUUUGUGAUUGUGCGGCUGGUCGAGUACCAGUCGCUGUUUCCUCGCAAAGUCGCGAGCGAAAAGUGUGCCUUCCACGGCACAACCAUCUGCGACUGGGAAAUGAACGGCCGAGAUCUUCGCAGCGUCGAAGAGUUCGAGUUUCAGCUGCCGUCCAUCUCCAAGCCCAGGCUCGAGCCCACAAAGCUCGUCACCCACGUCGGCCCGCUCCCACGCCGCAUCCCAAAGCAGAAACGCGACCGCGAUUUGGAUGGCCCGCUCUCUCCCAAGACCCCGACAGCGCCCAUCCCGGUGGAUGAAUCGGACGAGGACGACGACGAGCGGCACAAGGAUCUGGAUCCUCUGGAUGUGUCCGAGUAUCUUGGCAUCGCCCCUUCGACCAAGGUCUAUCACUCCAAGGACAUGGUGAUGCACAUUUCGCACGCCAUCACCAUCUUUGUCGACGACGGUACCGAUCCCCAGCAGUCUGCGUACCGCUACCACACCAUUCCCAUUUCGAUCACCUCGCCCUCGCGUGGACAGUGGGAGUCCAUGCUUGACAUGUACAAGGACGAAGCCAUGGAUGCCGUUGCCCGCCGCGAAGCGCACUCUGGUAGCGACACCAGCGGCGACGAGUGGUGGUACCCGCCCGAGACCAAGGACGAGCGGUUUGCCGAGGAUGACACUGCGCAGGCCGCCAUCACCCAGAGAAGCCGCCACGUCCGCAACAUCAGUGUUGCGCUCUCGAGCAUCUCGGCGACCGACCUGCCGCCGUACGAGUCUGACGUGCCGCCCUACGACGUCGCCACGAUGGCAGCGCCUGUCGCCAAGACCACGGAUGCCAAAGAACCCGAGGCCCAGAAGGGCAAGUUUGGCUUCCUCAAGUUCUGGGGCAAGUAAUUUAGCUGCCUUGAAGCCAGGAUGGUCAGCGAUGGCAUGCCUUGGUUUCUGUCCCGGGCCCUUCUUCCCCUCCCUCCCGUCGCCUUCCAUCCAUCCCAUCGAGAAAUCCCCGAUUUUUACCCUGAUGAUCAAGGCGCUGCCAUGCGCCGUGUACCGUGUGCCGUUUGAAGAAUCGUUGGAGCAAGCUGGAACCAAAAAUACGGAGUAUCGGACCUCCUCCAUCCACCAUCACGAAAGGAGUCGCCAUCCACACACACACACCAUCAAGUCAUAACGCAGAACAACCUGCUCGACAUUGAUCGGCAACGCACUUGGCAUAUCCAUUCAAAACCCACCGAAACAGUCUCUGCCAUGGUCGAGAGAGCUCGGCGCUAUACCUCCGCACAACACACACUCCUUCG
Molecule: messenger RNA, 2096 nt
Organism: Polychytrium aggregatum
Lineage: Eukaryota; Fungi; Chytridiomycota; Chytridiomycetes; Polychytriales
Exons: 2
Coding region: 1-1695 (564 amino acids)
Source: RefSeq, a predicted model, not a curated record